Castor canadensis (American beaver) is the source of this 3286-nucleotide messenger RNA. RefSeq names its product sushi domain containing 2 (gene Susd2). Lineage: Eukaryota; Metazoa; Chordata; Mammalia; Rodentia; Castoridae. The record is from RefSeq and is a predicted model, not a curated record.
GGAGGGGUGGUGUGGGGCGGUGCUACACAGUGUGGAGCUGUCGGGCGGGGCCAGCCCAGUGGGAAGUGAGUGAGUUCUGUCUGCCGCCUCAGAGCACACUACUGCCUGCCAGCUGCAGACACAGUCUACACCAUGAAGCUGACCUUCCUGCCCUGGGUCCUGCUGCUACUGAUGACAGCCACCAGUCCAGGACUCUGGCCCACUGCAGGUGCCCAGGAGAGCUGCUCCCUGCGCUGUGGAAACAAGACUGGACCCUGCUCCUGCCACCCAACCUGCUUGGGCCUUGGCACCUGCUGCUUGGACUUCCAGGACUUCUGUCUAGAGAUUUCACCCUCCUCGGGCUCCAUGAUGGGUGGCAAGGACUUUGUGGUACAGCAUAUCGAAUGGUCCAGCUCCACAAAUGGCGUGAUCUGCAGGUUUAAGGAAAGUAUCCAGACCCUUGGUUAUGUGGACUCCUUGAAGCAGGUGCACUGCGUGUCACCUUUGCUCUACGAGAGUGGCCGCAUCCCUUUCACCAUCUCGAUGGACAAUGGCCACUCUUUCAAUCUCACAGGCACCUGGCUAGCUGCACAUCCCAACAAAGUGUCAGAAUCGGAGAAGAGCCAGCUGGUAAACGAGACCCACUGGCAAUAUUAUGGCACCUCGGGUACCACUGGUAACCUCAGUCUCACCUGGAACACCUCGAUGCUUCCCACGCCAGCUGUCACCAUAGAGCUAUGGGGCUAUGAGGAGACAGGGAUACCAUAUUCAGAAAACUGGACAGCAGAGUGGUCCUACCUCUACCCACUGGCCACAAAUAUCCCAAACUCUGGCUCUUUCACCUUCACUCCAAAACCUGCACUUCCCAACUACCAGAAAUGGAAAGUGGGUGCACUUCGGAUCAUUGACAGCAAGAACUACGCAGGGCAGAAGGAUGUACAGGCACUUUGGACCAAUGAUCACGCCCUGGCCUGGCACCUAGGCGAUGACUUCCGGGAAGACUCUGUUGCCUGGGCCCGCUCACAGUGCCUGGCCUGGGAGGCUCUAGAGGACCAGCUGCCAGAUUUCCUGAAGGAGCUGCCUGACUGUCCCUGCACCCUGGCCCAGGCCCGGGCUGACUCCGGUCGCUUCUUUACGGACUAUGGUUGUGACAUCGAGCAUGGCAGUGUUUGCACCUACCACCCAGGGGCUGUGCACUGUGUGCGCUCCGUGCAAGCCAGUCCCCAGUAUGGCUCAGGCCAGCAGUGCUGCUACACAGCAGAUGGCACACAACUCCUGACUGCUGACUCUACCAGUGGCAGCACCCCAGACCGUGGCCAUGACUGGGGCGCGCCCCCAUACCGCACACCACCCCGUGUGCCUGGCAUGUCCCAUUGGCUCUAUGAUGUCAUCAGCUUCUAUUACUGCUGCCUCUGGGCACCCGAGUGCUCCCGCUAUAUGCGGCGACGGCCCUCCAGUGAUUGCCGCAAUUACCGGCCCCCACACCUAGCCUCUGCUUUUGGGGAUCCCCAUUUUGUCACCUUUGAUGGUACCAACUUCACUUUCAAUGGUCGCGGAGAGUAUGUGCUACUGGAGGCACCGCUGACUGACCUGAGGGUACAAGCGCGGGCCCAGCCUGAGAUGAUGACACACGGCACACAGGCCCGGGGCACAGGGCUGACUGCAGUAGCUGUCCAGGAGGGCAACUCAGAUGUGGUGGAGGUGAGGCUGGCUGGAGAGUCUGGGGUCCUGGAGGUGCUGCUGAAUCAGGAGGUGCUGAGCUUCACCGAGCAGAACUGGAUGGACUUGAAGGGUAUGUUCCUGUCAGUGGCCGCUGAGGACAAGGCAUCAAUCAUGUUGUCAUCGGGGGCUGGCCUGGAGAUCAGCAAUCAGGGCCCUUUCCUGAGUGUGGCUGUCCUGCUACCUGAGAAGUUCCUGACCCACACCCAUGGCCUCCUCGGGACACUCAAUGAUGACCCCACUGAUGACUUCACCCUACGUAGUGGACAGGUCUUGCCACUGAAUGCCAGUGCCCAGCAGCUGUUCCAGUAUGGGGCAGACUGGGCCGUGCACAAUGACUCCUCCUUGUUUGCAUACGACUCCUGGUUUUUGGUCCACAACUUCACAUACCAACCCAAGCAUGACCCCAACUUCAAGCCCAUCUUCUCCAAUGAGAUCACCCUCAGUCCCAGCCAAGCAGAAGAGGCAACCAAACUGUGUGAGAAUGACCCUUUCUGCAUCUUCGAUGUGGCAGCCACUGGGAGCCUGAGCGUGGGCAAUGCCACACGGGUUGCCCACCAGCUGCACCAGCAUCGCCUGAAGAGCCUGCAGCCUGUGGUAUCCUGUGGCUGGCUGUCUCCUCCUGCCAAUGGGUACAAGGAGGGCCUCAAGUACCUGGUGGGCUCCACCAUCCGCUUCCACUGCAACACUGGCUAUAGCUUGGCUGGGGCAGAGACUAGCACCUGCCAGGCUGACGGCAACUGGUCCACACCCACCCCGGAGUGCCAGUUAGGACGGAGCUACACGGUGCUGCUAAGCAUCAUUUUCGGAGGCCUGGCAGUGGUGGCACUGGUCGCUCUCAUCUACAUGCUGCUGCAAUACAGGAAGGGAAACAUGAACACACAGAGUUCAUAUCCCUGAGAUGGAGCACACCUGGCCAGCAGCACAGGACCGUCUGGGGGUUGAGAUUCAGUCUCCACAGAGAAAGUCCUAGACUCCAAAUAGCAUGCACCCAGUCCUGUGAUGCUCACAUCCCUUCAGCUGGACACUAGAUACCUUGAGCCUUUUACACCCAUGGACUGAAGACCUAUUCUGUCAUCUCUGACCUGAGGCAUAGUGCAGAUGUUCUAACUCCCAAAUCCCCUGCCAUCAAUGUUCCACGUUCUGAUCCUAUAUUGUGGCUCUGAUUCCUCAGCCUGGAGACUUCAUACCCUGGAACUGUAAUGUCUGUGCCCCAAGCCCUAAUCUCCUGCAUCUGACACUCCAAUUCUAAUACCUCAAUCCGAACGCCGGUGGUCCUGAGCCCUGAUAAACUGAGACCUGCUACCUACCUUUGCAUGGGCCCCCAAUGCCGAGCUGCCUUGGUUCCUGCAUCAUGGGCCCAGCCUGAGAUCCAAGAUGGCCCCAGGGUAAGGAGAGGCCAAAGCACCCUGAACAGAGAGCAAGAUCCCCAGCAGGGAAGAAACUACCCUGUGUACUUCAAGCUUAAGUUUCUACCUCUUCUGGAAUCAUUUGGGGACACCCCUCCCUGCCUGAACAAGGAGAAAACAAGCUUAUUGUAUCUCUUCCCUGGUGUCCUGCUGCUCGUGCUAUGUCUUACUUUUAGAGA